Hipposideros armiger (great roundleaf bat) is the source of this 3044-nucleotide messenger RNA. It is a transcript of the gene TRPV1, whose product is annotated as transient receptor potential cation channel subfamily V member 1. Lineage: Eukaryota; Metazoa; Chordata; Mammalia; Chiroptera; Hipposideridae. Bases 522 to 3044 code for a protein of 840 amino acids. Gene Ontology annotation, cellular component: plasma membrane. Gene Ontology annotation, biological process: calcium ion import across plasma membrane. The transcript is spliced from 15 exons. The record is from RefSeq and is a predicted model, not a curated record. Gene Ontology annotation, molecular function: protein binding; calcium channel activity.
UAAAUAAAUAAGUAAAUAAAUGAAAAGAAGACCCUUCCCACUCCCCACUCCACCUCCAGCUUUUGUAUUGUUUGUAGGGACAUGAAGCCCAGACUUGGGCCACAUGUGCGGUUGGAAAAUUCCUUCCCUACUGGAUUGUACCAUAUGACCCCUUUCCCAAUCUCAUUCUCCCCUGGCCACAGCUGGUUAGCUGGGGCAGCGGGAAGCCCAACGACCGUGAAGCAGCCUGGCUGAGGAGAAGAUACAGGGGUCUGUGCUGGCUUUCUCACCACAUACUUCCCCUCAAGGAGAGCCUGCUGCCCCAGAUCCUCACAGCACAACUGGCGUGAAGCCAUGGAACAGGGAAGGAAAGGCGGGUGGCAUGGCCAGCAAGGGAGAUGGAUGCCGCAUGGCUACCACCACGCAGCCACAUUGUUCCCAAGAGUCUAACCAGGCACCAGCAGGACCCUUUUCCAUGAUUGGGUCUGUGCAACAAUGGGUUUUCCCCCCUGCACAACCCUGGAAUCUUUCCAAGGGGAGGGAUGCAUCCGGACAUCCUCCUGCCAGAGCAGGUGGCUGCCUCUUGGGCCAGGAUGAAGAAAUGGGGGAAUCCAGACUCAGGGGAGUCUGAGGAUCUGCCACAAGAGAACUCCUGCCCAGAUCCCCUGGAUGGAGACCCUAACUCCAGGCCAGCUCCAGCCAAGGCCCACGUCUUCCCCACGACCAAGAGCCGCAGCCGGCUGUUUGGGAAAUGUGACUCGGAGGAGGCUUCUCCUAUGGACUGCUCUUACGAGGAAGGCCAGCCAGCUUCCUGCCCAGCCAUCACAGUCAGCCCUGUUUUUAUUCUCCAGAAGACUGGGGAUGGCCCCACCUGUGCCAGGCAGCUGUCCCAGGACUCUAUCCCUGCUGGUGCUGAGAAGAGCCUCAAGCUCUAUGACCGCAGGAAGAUCUUCGAAGCUGUCGCUCAGAAUAACUGCAAGGAGCUGGAGAGCCUGCUGCUCUUCCUGCAGAGGAGCAAGAAGCACCUCAUGGACAGCGAGUUCAAAGACCCAGAGACAGGGAAGACCUGUCUGCUGAAAGCUAUGCUCAACCUGCAUGAUGGGCAGAAUGACACCAUCCCCCUGCUCCUGGAGAUUGCCCGGCAGACGGACAGCCUGAGAGAGCUUGUCAAUGCCAGCUACACGGACAGCUACUACAAGGGCCAGACGGCCCUGCACAUCGCCAUUGAGAGACGGAACAUGCCACUGGUGACCCUCCUGGUGGAGAACGGUGCAGACGUCCAGGCUGCAGCCAAUGGGGACUUCUUUAAGAAAAUCGAAGGGCGGCCUGGCUUCUACUUUGGUGAGCUGCCCCUCUCCCUGGCCGCAUGCACCAACCAGCUGGGCAUUGUGAAGUUCCUGCUGCAGAACUCCUGGCAGCCGGCAGACAUCAGCGCCCGGGAUUCGGUGGGCAACACGGUGCUGCACGCGCUGGUGGAGGUGGCUGACAACACAGUUGACAACACCAAGUUUGUGACAACCAUGUACAAUGAGAUUCUGAUCCUGGGGGCCAAGCUCCACCCUACACUGAAGCUGGAGGAGCUCACCAACAAGAAGGGGCUGACGCCCCUGGCCUUGGCCGCGAGUAGUGGGAAGAUUGGGGUCUUGGCUUAUAUUCUCCAGAGGGAGAUCCAGGAGCCCGAGUGCAGGCACCUGUCCCGGAAGUUCACCGAGUGGGCCUACGGGCCUGUGCACUCCUCGCUCUAUGACCUGUCCUGCAUUGACACUUGUGAGAAGAACUCAGUGCUGGAGGUGAUUGCCUACAGCAGCAGUGAGACCCCUAAUCGCCAUGACAUGCUCUUGGUGGAGCCGCUGAACCGACUCCUGCAGGACAAGUGGGACAGAUUCGUCAAACGCAUCUUCUACUUCAACUUCUUUGUCUACUGCUUGUAUAUGAUCAUCUUCACCACAGCCGCCUACUACAGGCCUGUGGACGGCUUGCCUCCCUAUGAGCUGAAACACACCGGCGACUAUUUCCGAGUUACUGGAGAGAUUCUUUCUGUAUCGGGGGGAAUCUACUUCUUUUUCCGAGGGAUUCAAUAUUUCCUGCAGAGGCGGCCAUCACUGAAGGCUUUGUUUGUGGACAGCUACAGUGAGAUGCUCUUCUUUGUGCAGUCACUGUUCAUGCUGGGGACCGUGGUGCUGUAUUUCUGCCAUCGCAAAGAGUACGUGGCCUCCAUGGUGUUCUCGCUGGCCAUGGGCUGGACCAACAUGCUCUACUACACCCGCGGCUUCCAGCAGAUGGGCAUCUAUGCUGUAAUGAUCGAGAAGAUGAUCUUGAGAGACCUGUGUCGCUUCAUGUUUGUCUACCUUGUUUUCUUGUUCGGGUUUUCCACAGCGGUGGUGACACUGAUCGAGGAUGGAAAGAAUGACUCGGUGUCGGCCGAGCCCACAUCGCACAGGUGGCGGGGGCUUGGCUGCCGGCCCCCUGACAGCUCCUACAACAGCCUGUACUCCACGUGUCUGGAGCUGUUCAAGUUCACCAUCGGUAUGGGCGACCUGGAGUUCACUGAGAACUAUGACUUUAAGGCUGUCUUCAUCAUCCUGUUGCUGGCCUAUGUCAUUCUCACCUACAUCCUCCUGCUCAACAUGCUAAUCGCCCUCAUGGGUGAGACCGUCAACAAGAUCGCGCAGGAGAGCAAGAACAUCUGGAAGCUGCAGGUGGGCCGAUGGGUGGGGUGUCUGGGCAGGGCUCUUAGGCCAUCAGCUCUCUGCUCCUCCAUCUCCUCACCCUGCAGGGUAGAUGAGGUGAACUGGACCACCUGGAACACCAACGUGGGCAUCAUCAAUGAAGACCCAGGCAACUGCGAGGGCAUCAAGCGCACCCUGAGCUUCUCCCUGCGGUCAGGCCGAGUUUCAGGGAGAACCUGGAAGAACUUUGCUCUGGUUCCCCUUUUAAGAGAAGCAAGUACUCGAGAAAGGCAUCCUGCCCAGCCUGAGGAAGUUCAUCUGAAGCACUUUGCAGGGUCCCUCAAGCCAGAAGAUGCUGAGGUCUUCAAGGACCCUGCUGCUUUGGGGGAGAAGUGA